Molecule: messenger RNA, 2698 nt
Organism: Daldinia loculata
Lineage: Eukaryota; Fungi; Ascomycota; Sordariomycetes; Xylariales; Hypoxylaceae
Product: mitochondrial inner-membrane-bound regulator-domain-containing protein
Exons: 3
Coding region: 134-2635 (833 amino acids)
Cellular component (GO): mitochondrial inner membrane
Source: RefSeq, a predicted model, not a curated record
GCGAAAUAUUUUAUUAUCUAGAGUCUUUUAUUAUCCACGAUAUUAUAUUCUCUAGUAGAGAUUGGCCUAUAUAUUAAUAUUUAUUAAUAUUUUGGCCUGUUAGUCGCCUAGAGGAUCUCUUUAUUCCUUCUCCAUGCUAGCCACCAGAGUGACUAGCGGCGCAAUCUGUCUAAGAUGCCGACUGCGUCUUCUUCAUCGGAGCGCUCAGCCUUUUCAAGCCUCCAGUCGCAUCAGCUGCAGUCGCAUUACUAGAACCCAGCAUCCAACCCUGCGACGCUUUCAUGGAGACUCGACCGCCCGUUCCCUCGACGAUGAUUUAGCCCCCGAAGAUGAGGACGUGAAUCCGGAAAAUAAAAAUAAGGCGCGAGAUAGGAAGCGCGAACAUGGCGCAGGACGUGCCACUAAGACCUUGACCCUCCACAAGAGGCGUCUUUCUCGCGAUCGCGUCCUCAUGGAGGAUUCAGGGAGUCUUGGUACCGAUAUGCUAGGCAAGCCUGCCUCUGUGAUUAUUAUGAGGGACAAAGGCCUGCGUCGAAGAAAAUACAAUCCCUCUGCCCCUGAUGAUUCCGACGCUAAGCCCGACAACCGGCCUGCCAAUCUCGAAGCUCUACUCAACCUCCAGCGAGAAACGCCAACCGCAGAGGAGGUCCGUGACAAUAUUCAUAAUUUAAAACCAAAAUUAGAUACUACCAUGCCGGAAAGGGACUUCCGCAAGCUGCAAGCCGAGCUGAUGAGCGGCUUUCUGACUGGCCAGCUUCAUGAUUAUCUCGAGCAUCACAAGCCGGGUGGGGUAAAUACAACGUCGAUUGCCUUCAGGAGCUAUAGUUGGGUCAGAGAAAUCAGUCCAUGGGUGCCAUUAAAACCCCAUUCAGACCCCGUGGAAGAUGGUAAUAUUAGCCUGCAUGGAUACACAACGGAGUCGACCACUCCAAAGGAGGAACUCGCACUACAAAUCAUGCGUGGAUGUUGGGGUCUUUCGAUUGCAGAGCUCGAUGCUGGCCUUGGUGAAAUAAACAUCAAGGUUCGAAAUUCUAGGUUUCUUCUGCUCAUGCGUGGUACUCGGCGAUGGAUGACAUUCAUGGACCACGUAUUGCUAGACCCUGGAGAGAAGAUCGAGGCAUUCCGGAGUAAAAAGACUAUACGCAUCGUGGCGACGAAAACAAAGGCUUCAACAUUAGUAGAAGGGUUAGCCAAGACACUCAAACAUAUCACCGACGCAAGCUAUCCGGUCGACUUCAUCGCCUCGGAGCCCCUCGAUGAAGCGGUACUAGAAGAAGUAGGACGUAUCACAAAUACACAUGUUAGGAUAAACCAGAGUACCAGACUGCUUUACGUAACUUGGAUGGAAUCCGAAGAACAUACUUCGCAAGGUCUUACAGGCCUAAGAUCUCCAGGCGAUGAAGUCUUCCGUCUGCUACUUACCGCUUUCAACCCACAACCAGCAACGACAGCUACUCUCUUGGCAGCAGACUCAAAAAGUCAGGCUACGGGCAGGUUUGUUAUGAAUACUGCAAACAAAGAAAAACUGGGAUGGAAUGACAGAACGGGUGCGUGGGCUCGUUACAUACUACCAGUGGCAUCCGAAGACAGCGAUCCAGCAGUAAUGAAACGACUUGACAGACUUGCGCUCCCCAUUACACCACAGCCCGAAUUGCCCACUUCCAAUGGGCUCGAUAUGCCUUCAUCGGAUGUGUUACUAUCCCCUUACAAUAGCGUGGAAUGGACGAAAGAGUCCCAAGUAUCAACUGUAGCGCAGUUUGGCUCUUUGCUACACGCGAACAACCCCUCUGCCUCGCCUCCCAGUCUACCUGACCUCUUGACUGCCAAUCACCUCCGAGUAUUCGCCGCCGCCACGCCGCAUGCUAUUCAGCUUACCAAGUUUAAUAACGGGACCCAAUCGCCUGUCAAGACAAGAACAUCAGUGGUUAUCCGAUUCUGGCCGACGCCCACCCUCGAGCCCACUCACAACGAAAGCAAAAAAAAGAAGCGGAAAGCCAAACCUAGCGUACCUAGCGUCACCACUCCUCCCGCGCCUCUCCUCGAGCUUCGCCUCGCAGUAUCUGGCAAUGAAAUAAAUGGCAUCGAGAGUUUCCGCGCUAUAAAGCGAACACAAGUAACGGACGUCAUGCUCCCCGCGUCCCUCGUUGACCUACGCUUCACGCAGGCCCAGUACGCGGUGCCCGAGGGCGAACUUGCCGAGCUCGCUUCCUGGGAGCCGUUGAACACGUUUCUCAGGUCAUCGCAAUUCGACCUAGAGCGCGGCGAGUUCAAGACACCGCCAAAGCAGUCGUUCUCCGUCCUCUGGUAUCCAGCCAUGCGGCGUUUUUCCGGCGGCCCCACCGCAUUUACAGCCAGCCCCGAAUCCGGAACACCGCGAAACCUCGAUACCGAGUAUACGCUAUCAAGUCUAGAGGUUCAUCGCUCCAUAUCAAUGCCAUAUGAAGGAUUCAAAUUAUCAUAUACGUCUAUAGAGGCAGGACCGGAGAGCGGGCGGAGAGCGGAAGUUACCUUGGAACCUGAAACUAGCGCUGAUCCCCCUAAGGGAGGCGCGCGUAGAUAUCACGAUAGCUUCUUAGCAGCCUGCCAAAAACUCGCCAGCACUGAUGUGCUGUGGUCAGGAUUACAUAGCAUGUAAAUUACGGGGUUUGAUCACCUAGCUGCAAACUAUUGUGUGUAAUAUACUAUACAUUUAUGAAGA